Ornithodoros turicata is the source of this 2456-nucleotide messenger RNA. RefSeq names its product CDP-diacylglycerol--glycerol-3-phosphate 3-phosphatidyltransferase, mitochondrial-like (gene PGS1). Gene Ontology annotation, biological process: cardiolipin biosynthetic process. Gene Ontology annotation, cellular component: mitochondrion. The record is from RefSeq and is a predicted model, not a curated record. NCBI's taxonomy places the organism in Eukaryota, Metazoa, Arthropoda, Arachnida, Ixodida, Argasidae. The transcript is spliced from 10 exons. The coding region runs from base 933 to 2315 and encodes 460 amino acids. Gene Ontology annotation, molecular function: CDP-diacylglycerol-glycerol-3-phosphate 3-phosphatidyltransferase activity.
AUAUUCGCUUAUGCAACGCUGCAACUUCGCAUACAGACACUGCUUGACCGGUGGAAAGAGCAGACGUUUAUGUUUCUUCGGUUUCUUCGCAGAGCGUGCCCUCAAUGCAGUUUUGAAAGAACAGAAAGAGUUACUUUGUAACUAGUAGUCUAACACCAUAUUAUCAGGAAUGAUGAUCAAUAAUUCGUAGCUUUACAGUGAGCGAAUUUUCAAGAAGAAUGUACAGAUAUGUUGUAAGACAAUUAAGUGAUUGGGAAUACUUGAAAUUCUAAGUUCUCGAAUACUAUUUUGACCAUAUUCCUGAGUGCUUGUACUACAUCUCAAGCACAUUUCAAAUUGUGUACUUGUCUUGUGGCCGGUGUUCCCAAGUACCCGUAGGGCAUUCCUUUGGUUGGCGCGUCACCAUCCUGCAAGUCGAUAAUUCUGCGUCACCGUUACACAAACUUUGACAACCUGUGGCAAAUACUACAUUUUAAAGAAAAACACCAGAGCUGUUCAGGUGUUAAACGUUGCGAACAGAAACAUUCACACAUGCACGAGCUGUGAAAUGCAGAACACUGACUGAAAUUUAUUGUUAUUUUUUAUAUUGUCCCUUACAAAGACACAAAAGAGAGGAAGUCUUAUGUUGCCCUUCCAAACACUCUUAAACUACAGUCAACCCUCGAUUUAUGAAUGUUCGAUUUAUGAAUUCCCUCGUUUUAUGAACACGAGCACAGGGAACCAAACUUUUUCCAUUCAUUUUUCCCUCGUUUUAUGAACCUCGAUAUUCGAAUAAUGAACGGAAUUUCUGGGAACCAACUAGGAGUUGCCCAGCGUUUUUGCCCUCAGUUUAUGAACGGAUCGUUCCAAGGUCAACAGAAGCGUUCAAAGGAAUUAUUCCGUGGUCUUAUGAAUGACGCCUGAACGGACAAAACGUUUUCCAGUCCUUUGCCAUGGAAGAAUUUCGUUGGCUCUGGGGAAUGGGUCCAGGCUUUGCAGUCCCUGGGAAGAGCAUUACGGUGCUGCAUGAACCUACACAGUACUACGAGCUCCUUAAGGAGCUGUCCAGAAAAGCCCAGCACCGAAUCAUCCUAGCGUCUCUCUACCUUGGCACUGGAGAACUUGAAAAGGAUCUGGUAAAAUGUGUCGCAGAAGCUGCGCGUCAUCGCCAGGUGAAAGUCCACUGGCUCCUGGAUUGCACCAGAGGUUCGCGUGGAGGUGAUCAGAGUUCUAGGUCACUCCUUGUGCCUCUAGUACGGGAGUUUGGCCGGAACAUUCCUGGUCCCGGUCAGGGGUGCAUGCGGGUGUCGUUGUACCACAGCCCUCUUCUCCGUGGGCCCCUGCGAUGGCUGCUGCCUGCUCGCUGGAAUGAGGUGGUGGGCCUCACACACCUCAAGGUCUACCUCUUCGACGAUACACUCAUGCUUAGCGGGGCCAACUUGGGCGACCAGUACUUUGUGAACCGCCAAGACCGCUAUGUCGUAUUCCACGACUGUCCUGCCUUGGCCAACUUCUUUGCUCAGCUCGUGUCGAUCGUGGCGUCAUUCUCCUUCCAGCUACAGGAGGACAAUUCGCUUGCCUUAAACUCGCCAAAUCAAGUGCACCCUUACAAAGGAGAUAGCAAAGUAUUUGCUAAGAAUGCUGGGUCACAGAUCGAGGCACUUCUGACGCCAACUAAUCACAAAGCCAACACGAACAGUUCUACCAGGGACACGUGGGUCUUUCCAUUGAUACAGGCAGGUCCCUUCAAAGUGACCCAAGAUCAGCGAGUAACUGAACAAUUGCUUCAGAUGGCACCAGAGGGAUCUAAAGUGCACCUCGCUACAGGCUACUUCAACCUGACCUCUCGCUACGCGCAGUUGCUACAAAAUAACGCUAGCUGCAAUUUUCGGCUGCUUUUGGCUUCUCCUCAGGUAAACGGCUUCUAUGGAGCUAAAGGCGCUAGCGGAUGGAUUCCAACCAUGUACACAUGGCUUGCACGCCAGUUCUGGGAGGGACUUGGGCCAUCCCGUCAGCACAUAGAGAUGGCUGAAUAUGAGCACCCAGGUUGGACGUUCCACUCCAAAGGGCUAUGGUACCAGGCCCCUGGUCAGCCCAAGCCUUGCCUUACACUGAUUGGAUCACCUAAUUUUGGUCAUCGUUCAGUUCAUAGAGAUUUGGAGGCCCAAGUUGCAAUUGUCACAGGCAACCCUGAUCUUCAGGAGCAACUACAUCAGGAAUACCAGCGACUGUGGGACCGAUCAAGACCUGUCACCCAAGCAACAUUUCAGGCAUCGGACCGGCAUGUGCCUCUGUGGGUGCGAUGGGUGACGCCUUUGUUGAGGAAUCUUUUCUAGUACAAGACAGUAUUGUGAUUCAUCGACUUAGAGUCAUUGACAUACAAACCAUAUUCAUCUGGGAAGAAGCUUCCACGAGUGGAGAACAGUCAUGGUGCCUUGUCUAUAUAGCCAUCUCUGUAUUAUAGCUUGAUAAUUCCG